UGUACAAUAUAUCGGAUUAGGUGAACUAAACUGUUUUAAUCUAUACAACCCCCCUUGCACAUACUACCAAAGAUUAGAAGCUUAUGUGAUCUUAUAGUUGUGACUCAUUCUCCUAACCCUUAAAAAGAGCAAACCGUGUGUGUGUUUUUUUUUACUUUAAUCGGUUGAUGUAUGUUCAAUCAGACCUUCACAUCCUAUUAGGUUAUAACAAUCUUAGCACACAAUUUGACAUCUUUAAGAAACCAUCCAAAGUCAACUUUUCAUCUACUUGGUCAAGGAACCUACCAAAUCCUAAUUUGAUAUAGUUCUCAAUAACAUGUGGAGUUGAGAAUUCGAACUUCUAACCUUUGGCUGAGAAUAUGUUAAUCGGUUAAGCUACAUUGAAAUUUACAAUGAUAUAGUUUGACUCAAGUCACAAAUAAUCCGAUUUCUAGUACAAAUCUUGGACAAUUAAUCCAUAUUCACAUUUAUUAUUCCUAGUGUGGCAUUGGCCACACUAAUAUCUUAAGCAUACACUUACCUACCACAACAAAUAUGCAUAUAUGCAUUAUGCUAAUACUUUGUGCAACCAACUCGUUAAUGCUCCAUCUAUUUAUUAGCUAGAUCAUUUGAAAUUCAUAUAAUAGACCAAUUAUACUAGUUUGCACUUGAUUAAACACAAAGUUCAUUCAUAGAUAACUUGAAAAUUUGAAUGGACCAAAAUGACAGAAAACAGUCGAAGGAUUAAAAUAAAAAAUUUGAAAGUUUUGUGAAAAGAAACAGGAAUCUCCUUGGGAUAAAAGCCAAAAAGAUUAAUCAAAAUAAGUAAAAUAAUACUUUUCUUGUAAUAAUGUUUCAUUAUUUUCCUCACUUUCCCAUUUGCUAUACAACCAGUACCAUGUGAUAGGAGGCUAAAAAUAACCCUCCAUUGCUUAUUUUUAGGCUACACGAAAGGUGUAGCGGAGAAGUUGCAUGAAAACAAAGGAAAAAAAUAUGAUCUCUUUUGUGCGUUUUGGAGUAAAAAUGUAUAUAAAAAAACCCAUGGAUCCGCCCCAAAUAAAUAAAGGCAAAAAAUUAAAACAUACCAUGGCAUUGAUGUAGAUACAUAACGUGGCAUCCAGUGACCUGUGUCAACUGGGUGAAUUGCUACCUGUUAAUUUCCCUCUUCUUCCAUUAACGACUGAAAACAAAGCUUCUGCAGAUCAAAACCUCCAUUUUCCCUCAAAUUCAUCUUCAAGGAGCUGAUUCCAGAUCAAAUCCAUGGAGUUUUUCCCCAUUCCCUUUCUCUUUUCCAUCUUUCUCCUUCUUCCCACUUCAUCUUCUUCCUCCAUCUCCACUAUCACACUCCCCCUCACUGCUUUCCCUUCCAUUCCACUUACAGAUGAUCCAUUGAAAAUUAUCAAUUAUCUUCUCUCUGCUUCACUCAACAGAGCUCAACAUCUCAAGAACCCACAAACGAAAUCAAUCCAGAAUGUCUCUCUGUUCUCUCGUAGCUAUGGAGCUUAUUCAAUCACACUCGCCUUCGGAACUCCACCGCAGAAUUUAUCGUUCGUCUUCGAUACUGGAAGUAGUCUUGUUUGGUUCCCCUGCACCGCCGGUUAUCGUUGUUCUAAUUGUUCGUUUCCGAAUGUUGAUGCUGCAACGAUUCCAAAAUUUGUUCCCAAAUUAUCUUCCUCUGCGAAGAUUAUUGGUUGUCGAAAUCCAAAAUGUGCUUGGAUUUUUGGCCCUAAUUUGAACUCCAGAUGUAGAAAUUGUAACCCUAAAUCUCGAAAUUGUUCCGGUUCUUGUCCUGGUUAUGGAAUUCUGUACGGCUCUGGCGCAACCGCUGGAUUUCUCCUUUCUGAAACGCUUGAUUUCCCCAAGAAAGGAGUGCCGGAUUUUCUCGUUGGUUGUUCCGUCUCGUCCGUUCAUCAACCAGCCGGCAUUGCCGGAUUCGGCCGCGCUCCUGAAUCGUUGCCCUCGCAAAUGCGAUUGAAACGUUUCUCCUAUUGCCUCGUUUCUCGCGGGUUCGACGACUCGCCGGUGAGUAGUCCUCUAGUACUGGAUUCCGGUUCGGAAUCCGACGAUUCGAAGACUGAGAGUUUCAUUUACGCACCGUUCCGAGAGAAUCCAUCAGGAUCCAACGCCGCAUUUCGAGAGUACUAUUACCUUAGUCUUCGGAGAAUCCUCAUCGGUGGAAAGCCGGUGAAGAUCCCGUACAAGUAUCUCAUGCCGGAUUCCGCCGGGAAGGGCGGCGCGAUCAUCGAUUCCGGUUCGACGUUUACGUUUCUGGAUAAGCCAAUUUUCGAAGCAGUAGCGGGAGAAUUGGAGAAGCAGCUGGUGAAAUAUCCUCGAACUAAGAGCGUUGAAGUGCAGUCCGGUUUGCGGCCGUGCUUCGAUAUUUCCAAGGAGGUAUCGGUGGAGUUUCCGGAACUGGUUUUAAAGUUUAAAGGCGGAGCGAAGCUGAGUUUGCCGCCGGUGAAUUACUUGGCGUUGGUGACGGAUGCCGGCGUGGUAUGCUUGACGAUGAUGACGGAUGUAGGCGUCGUGGGUGGCGGCGCGGGGCCGGCGAUUAUAUUUGGGGCGUUUCAGCAGCAGAAUGUAUUGGUGGAGUAUGAUUUGGCGAGGAACAGAAUCGGAUUUCGGAAGCAGAGAUGCACGUGAAAUUGAUUAUGAAUAUAAUUGUGGUAAAAAAGUAAAAAUAAAAAGACUGGGGGGUAAAAGUAAAACCUAGUUCAUGGUUAUUCAAAUUGGUGCGUCACUUCCUAGUUUUAAUAGACCCCUACCGGCUACCAGCAAGGUUUAAAAUGGGCAUCCCAAAUUGAAUCAUGCAUGGUGUCUUAUUGCUUCUACUA
This is a messenger RNA of Benincasa hispida (wax gourd), 2813 nucleotides long. Its product is annotated as putative aspartyl protease At4g16563. NCBI's taxonomy places the organism in Eukaryota, Viridiplantae, Streptophyta, Magnoliopsida, Cucurbitales, Cucurbitaceae. Gene Ontology annotation, cellular component: extracellular region. The record is from RefSeq and is a predicted model, not a curated record. Gene Ontology annotation, biological process: proteolysis. Gene Ontology annotation, molecular function: aspartic-type endopeptidase activity.